UACUUCACUUUUACAAACGCUCGCUUCGCAAGCUGUGAAAGGGUAGUCGAGUUAGCUCAUUGUAUAUAAUAUAGUAGGAUUUAUUGCUGCAAAGAUUGAUUACUAGCAGAUUUUAACGACUCAAAACGACUUUACAAGGGAAAAAAACAAAGGGACUCUAGGACUCCGUAGAAGCUUUUUUCGGGUAUUCUGUUAUUUAUGAAACUUAUAAACAUAUAAAAAGAAAGAUCUUGAUGUUUUUAUAAUUCUGAUAGGGGCAAUACAAGCUAUAGCGAAUGCCGGAAGAAAAUACACAAGAAGUUGGCAUGAAUCUGCUACUAGAACUAGCCGAUGUGCUGGAUGCAACUCCGAGUGAUUUGUCUUCGGAUUUUAGUAAGAUCCAUUGCUUAGAAGGAAAAAUAAAGGAAAUGCAAAUGACCUUGGAUGCUUCCGUUGACAAGAUCAUGAAUUCCAAUGCUACCCCAAAUGAAAGAUCUUCUAUGAUUCAGAAGAUUGUCGAACUUGUGGAUAAGAAUUCAAUUUUUCUCCGUAAGAAAGCUCAUAUAUCUAUGCAUACAGAGGCCAUAUCCAAACAAAACCUUUUGAGGUUGCAGGCUUGCUUUCAGGCAAUGGAAAUGGUCUAUCCUCAUUUUUUUAUUCCAUAUGUUGCUGCUCCAGAGCCUUCGGAAUCCCGCCAGGAAAAGCGAGUGCCUACUAGAUCAUCGAAACGGAGACAAGGGAAAGAUGCCAGUUCUAGAGAGACAAAUGAAAAGAAAAGCAAACCGGAUGCUGUUGAUUCCCUUGUCCAUUCUCCUAACUUUUCGGAUCAGCAAUCGGAUGCUUCAACAGUAGCAGGUUUAACUGAGUUUCCUUAAAGUAGAUAUUAAACUGUGACAAGCGGGGACUUGUACGUUUGUGUUUUUUUUUUUUUUUGUUUUGCAUGAAGUUGCUCACUCAGGCGUCCUCUGUCUCCCUUUCUUUCCUUCUCUUCAAAACAAUCCUCUAUAACCUUGUGGAUAGUUGAAGUAUAGCUUUUUCUAGAGCACCGUUCUGUUAUGCUACUUUCUUAUUUUAUUUUUGUGUUUGAUAAUAGGAUUGGCAUUGUGUCUGUUUUCUCUUGUCUGAUGACAAUCUUUAGCUUUGUUAUAACAUAUUAAUUUAUUAACGAUUUUUUAUUAGUUGUAAGGACCUUUGCAUUUCAGUAAUAGUAAAAUACAAUACGACUAAUAGGAAAUUUAUAAAGUGAGAUAUAACUGCCGACGUACUAAGAUAACAGAAAACCAGUUUUCUUAAAACUGA
Molecule: messenger RNA, 1278 nt
Organism: Schizosaccharomyces octosporus yFS286
Lineage: Eukaryota; Fungi; Ascomycota; Schizosaccharomycetes; Schizosaccharomycetales; Schizosaccharomycetaceae
Exons: 3
Coding region: 276-854 (192 amino acids)
Source: RefSeq, a predicted model, not a curated record